Molecule: messenger RNA, 2797 nt
Organism: Otolemur garnettii (small-eared galago)
Lineage: Eukaryota; Metazoa; Chordata; Mammalia; Primates; Galagidae
Gene: CDC42SE1
Product: CDC42 small effector 1
Exons: 5
Coding region: 395-634 (79 amino acids)
Biological process (GO): regulation of Rho protein signal transduction
Cellular component (GO): plasma membrane
Molecular function (GO): small GTPase binding
Source: RefSeq, a predicted model, not a curated record
CGUGUUGACGAGGGGUGCAAUGCAUGAACAGCCAGUUGUCCUCCAAAUCUGGGUUUAUGGAUUAAAAACAUGAACACUACACGCCAAUGGAAAGGAGGAGCGUUCCUUCCCCCCAAUUUAAGGACUUCAGGGUUCCAGAGGAAGUCUGAGGAAGACAUAACCUUGUGCCUGCCUGACCACCUAUCUCUGGCCUUGUUAACCUCUCAGGGUCUGAGACGCUGACCUCUGCUCAACUAAAGAUUCUAAGGAUUCUGCUUUCUCUCAUUCCAUCCAGCUGAGUGAAAAUAGGGUGUUAUUACACCUUGGAAGAGUGAGGACUGGGAGGUCAAGGCACAGCCAUAGCAAGAGCCCUUGGGGCCCAGACAGAGGAGUGAAUCUGGAACCAUCAGGGAACAUGAGUGAAUUUUGGCACAAACUGGGCUGCUGUGUGGUAGAGAAACCCCAGCCGCAGAAGAAGAGAAGACGAAUUGACCGGACCAUGAUUGGAGAACCAAUGAAUUUUGUCCACCUGACUCACAUUGGCUCUGGGGAGAUGGGGGCUGGAGAUGGACUUGUGAUGACAGGUGCAGUUCAGGAGCAGAUGAGGUCCAAGGGAAACCGAGACAGGCCUUGGAGCAAUUCUAGGGGGUUGUAGCUCCAAUAGAAAACGGUUUUGAUGUCCUGAAGCUCCCAGUCUGUGUCCAGCCUAGAAGAAAUGCUGCCCUCACCAGAUGCCUCCUAGAACCAGUGACCCAAGGCCCCUCUUUUUCCCUAUUGGCCUAACAGUGCCUCAAAAGGCUUAGGGGGCUGGACUCCCCCUAUUCUCUCUGGCUGUAUCCCCUCCUGGAGAUGGGAUCGAGGCAGCAGGGACUGACCCAGUGACUACUAGUUGGCCAUAGAUGCUCAGCUGAAGCCCUGAACAACUCAGAUCUGAGAUAGGAGUUCUUUGGGAAACUGGAAUGAGUUCCCUUCUCCUGAAUGAUCGUCUGAGUACCUCUUGUUUUUAAACUCUUAACCUGGAACUCCUUAAAUGGGGUAGGUAGGUGAGAUAACCAAAGCUGAUGCCAGCUUUGCCAAGAAACUCCCUCUCUCCCUGCCUUUCUCUUUCCUUUGGGAAUGGAUUAAAGCAGACGUUGGGGGUGAGGGGUGACUACUUCCUAGUCUACUUUUUAGAUUUCAGACCUUAAGCUCAUAGCCCCUCAGUCUCGCUGCCAACACCAGGGUAUUUGUCUAGUUAGACCUCUAAUCCUGUGUUUCUGUGGUAGGACUAGCUUCCUAGCAACUUUCCUUUAAAAAAGAUUUAAUUAAAAAUUUGAGUUCUCUUAAUUACUUCCAUUUCCUUCUACUGCUAUUCCUUCUGUCUUGAACCCCAUCCUUGUUAGGAACCUUAGUUAGUGUCCCACUGAGUAAGAGUUAACCUGCUGACAUUCCAUUUAUGUCUUGGGGAACCUGGCCUGUCUUCUGCCACCCUCCCUGCUGGCCCAGGUGAGAGGGAAAAACCCAGAAUGCAACAAAACUAGGUUAUAUUUCAAGGUAGACUUCUGACCGUGAGGACAGGAGGGACGGUAAGAUACGUGAGUUGAAAAUAGUCAUCUUUGAGUUUAGGGAUCUUAUGAUCCUCACAGCAUGGGAACAGGGAGAGGCUCUAGGUUUCUCAAUCCAGAUACUUUUGACAUUUUUGGAUGGAUAAUUCUAUGUAAUCAAGUGCUGUUUUGUGCAUUAUAGGCAAACCUGACUUAUGACAACCAAAAAUGUCUCUAGAUGUUACCAAAUGUCACUUAAGGGCAAAAUCACCUCCAGUUGAGACUCAUAGCUCUAGAGGCAAAUAUAUUUUUCUCUUAAGUGAUUUCUGCCCCACGUCCUAUCCUUGUCCCAUUAUUUACCUUAAACCUGAACCAUAGAUAAAUUAGGACCCCUUGUAAAUUAGGCUCAAUAGGGCUGCACAUAAUUUCCAAAUAAUUCUUUAUUCAAUGUGUUGUUUGUGCUUGUAUGGUGUCAUGUCUUUGUGAUGGACAUGUACUAUAAUUCUCCAUUCUUGUCCCCUUAAGGAGGGGUUCCCUGCAGUGUGGAGACAUGAACAGGGUAGGAUUGGGGAGAGGGGAAGAGAAAAACAGUAGAGACACCUCAGCUUAUCCUCCUUGAGAUAAGUUCUAUUUCUGUGUCCUAGCUCUAAAUACCAAUAAAACUCAGGGAGUUUUGUCUGAAAACCAGGUCCCACUGCCCACAUGGCUGAAAAGUCUACUUUAGAUGGGAAAGCAACAUAGGAGCAGGAGGGAAGUCUGUAAGCACUUUCAGUUUUCUCAGGUGUUUUUAUUCUGGCCCUUUCCUUGCAGGGUAAAAUUAGGAAGGCAGAACAAGACAGGUGAGCUCUUACUCAGAGACAGGGCUGGAGUCUCCCAGCUCUGUAGCUGGAAGCAUGUUUGAUGGUAGUGGGGUCAGGAAUGUGGGAACUGGUAUACCAUCCAUCCAGUUUGCUCCCACCUAGAGAACAGUGGCUGAGUUUUCUACAGUUUUUCAAGAUUGGUUGUAGAAUUAUAAUCCCAAUUUACUCUCAGUUUUAGUUGAGCUAGUCACUAUGAUCAGCAGCCUGAGUGUUAGUUAACAGGACAGAGUGGAAAGGUUGUAGACUCCUGGAAUCUUUGGUCACCAUAAUCUUUAGCCUCAUUCUAAAACCUGUUGUUUGGACAUAGUCUUCUCUUUCAUUUUUGGUGCUCUCUUGCUUUUAGCUACUUUCUCUGAUGUGUAUGCUUAACAACAAAGUGAUGGGAAUGGGUUUGAGAGUCUUAAUUUAUAUUUAAAAACUGUUGAACUUUUAAAU